UAGAAGUUUCAACGCCGGUUUACAUCUAAAAGGUUACUUUUUGGUGUUUUAUUUCUGAAUGUUUGUCAAUCUGGAUUCUGAAAAUAAGUUGCAAUCAUGCAUCGAGACACAACCAAGAUUAUUGAAUGAACAACCUACAUCUUGCAAAGGUGUUUGAUAUUGUUUGUUUAUUAGCUAUUUGCAUUUUAGUGCAUUUGAAAUUUAUUAUUUGUUGCGAAUUGUGCUGUUGUGUUUACUUAGUCAAUAUGAGUAAACAAGUAAAGGCCUGCUGUGUAUUAGGAUGUACGAAUAAGCAAGCGAUAAGGUGAAAGUAAUAUUUACUAUUUAUAAACAUAAAAAUAUUCAAAUUGAAAUCAAGUUCAUAUCUAUACGAUAAUAACUCUUUUCAUCCUAACUUCAUUAAUUUGUAUUUAGGAAAUCAUUUUGUUGAAUGGUUAAAUAUGUUUGCAGAAUUUGGUUGCAAAGAAUAAAUAACCCCAAGUUAAUGCGUGCAGAUACAGUAUUAUCCUCACAUAGAAUAUGUGGUAUUCAUUUUGAAUAAAUUUGUAGAAACCCCAUUGGCAGGUUAAAAAAACUUUCAUUGCCAACUCUACAUUUACCUGGCAAGUACUUAUAUUUACUGUGGCAAUAAACCUCUUAUGAAUCCUAGUGAAAAGCUAUGCAGAGGAAGAGAAUUGCCAUUUUUGUUUGUAGGUUACGAAAAAGGUGAAAAUGAUAUUUUUUGGGUACAGGAGCAACCAUCUUCAUUUUCAAAUCCAAUAAGGCUGAUAGAAUCAAUUGCAAGGACUAGUUCCUCUAUCAGCACCUUUACUGGUAACAGCCCAAUAGAGGGAACAAAAAUACCUGUUAAGGUGUACACAAUGAAGCAUUUAUUUCAUACCCUUGUUGAAAAACCUUGUAGCUCCUCGAGUAUCCUGUAUGAACCAUCAAUAUCGACUAAUAUAGAAACAGAUAAACUUUAAGGGCACUCGAUUGUGACAGAAUGUUUAAAGAAGAAGAAAAAACCCACGCGAUGGCACGGGGACAGUUUAGUGCUUGGCCGGUCGCAUUUGUUCAGUGAACUUGCCCAGCUGACUGGACUUAAGGAACCCGUUUAAAAGACUGAAGAACUUAAUUCCAUAGUCGGAAAUGCUUUUAAGAUGGCUUACGCGGCGCAGCUGCAGAAGCAAACGACUUUCCAAGAUGUGAUCACGUCCCAAACGCAACAAGAUAAAGUAGUUUGGACAAAAGAUUUCACGUCCGGUUUAAAGAAAGAAAAACCAUCGGCACCACCGCAGACGUUACCGAAAGAAGCGAAUCUUUCCGAAAUGGACGUUCAAUUAUCAGACGCUUCGACGUUACGACUCUCGCCGCCGUCUUCAAUACCGGGCCUGAAAACCGCCCAAAAAAAUAAAUUCGGGGUUAAUUCUCCAAAUGUCGAUAAAAAUAUUAAUUCCCAAUUAUCGACGCCGAGUAGCGAUGAAAGCAAUUCGCCUACCGAAAUGAAUUCUUACAAGAGAAUGGCCGAGAAACCUCCCUUGAUAAAAAGGAUAGCAAUGGGGUUGACUGGGAAUAGUAAUAACCACAGCGAUGAAGAUAGCUGUCCAUUAGUUAACGAUAACACAUCUAGUAUUCCAGGUAGUCCAACAAAUCGACCUUUAUCCGGCGGAUACGUAAACGAAAGCGAAGAAUCAAAAAACAAAUCUAACAACACUGUAGAUAAUUUAAAAAACGAAAUCGAAAAUAAUUCGAAUUUAUCGAAACGUAUCGAUGCCGAUACAACCGUUAAAAGCGAUUUUAAAUGCAAACGUAUGUCGCAACUAAGUUCGAGUAGUUCCAGUACGGGACCACCUAACGCUCAAGACUCUAACCUUAUAGGAUUUACACCAACACCUCCGCCAUUACCCGAAAGAACGGAUUCCCUAAACAACAAAGAAGAGGGGGAAUUAAGAUUAGCCCCGUGGUUUCAAGCCGGUAUCCCUAGGGAAAUAGCUCUGGAGAUUUUAGGACAGGAACCAGUCGGGGCGUUCAUGGUUAGAGAAAGUACCAGUAAACCGGGAUGUUUUGCGUUAUCGUUGCGAGUACCGAGGAGUUUUCAACCGACUGGUAUCGCGCAUUACUUAAUCGUGAGGGCUAAUAAAGGCUACAAAAUUAAGGGCUUCACGAAGGAAUUCACCUCGUUGACUUCUUUGAUAACGCAUCAUUCGGUUAUGCCGGAAUUACUUCCGUGUCCGUUAUCUUUGAGUCGAUAUCAUCCCAGUUUUGUGAAAUCGGAUUCAAAACGGGAUUUCGCCGAUAUCGAUUUGGAUCCGGAUUAUAAUACUCUCGCCGAUUUUAGAAAAAUGAUGGCGGAUUUGAACGUGUAGUGACAAAUCAAAAUACACUAAAAAAUUGUUAAAAAAAACGACUGAUAGUUGUAGAGGACUAUACUUUUCCCAGUGUAUUAACUAGUCCGUGUUUAUUGCAGUGAUUGUGUGAUUGAAAAGACGCAGUUUUUUGUGUAACAUGUGAUAUAUUUUUCGAAAAAAACUUUUUUUUUAAACGAAAAACCUAGCUCGAGCUGUAUUAUUCAAACUAUGGACUAAUAUUUAUAUUUUUUUAUUACUAACUCAUUUUUUUAUAUUACAGAUGCCAUUAUUAACAACUACAAAGUUUUCUUCUUUUCCAACCGAUAUUAGUUGAGCCAUUCGUUAGUAGAUGACGCUGGGAAGUUGUUUUCCAUCAUUACAGGUUAUUACAUUUUCCGAUAUAAAACAGUUAUAUUUUUAAAAGCGCCAUCUACAUUUAUUUAUUCAAAAUAUAUAAUAUACAUAGUGUGUUCGAAAAGUUCAUAAUUUUUAAUAAAUUGGAAAAAUUAUUGUUGAUUUUACUUUUUUAUUUUCUAUUAAGUGAUUUGUUGGACCAAUGAAUAAUUUGUUGAUAAACGUUGUAAAAAUUUAAUAUAAAACCCUAGUCUUAACAAGUGCGUAAAAUUUUUGUAAAUAUAUUUAAUAUAUAUAUGACAGAUUUUUUCGAAUUUUCGAUAUAUUUUUACGAAAUAAUUGUUAAAAGUCAAUUGUUGUAAACCUAAUUUGUAAAUUGUUAACGUAAUAAUAAAUAAAUUAAUCAUUAAA
Messenger RNA from Diorhabda sublineata, 3092 nucleotides. Its product is annotated as EGFR adapter protein-like. The record is from RefSeq and is a predicted model, not a curated record. The transcript has 8 exons. Bases 1140 to 2345 code for a protein of 401 amino acids. NCBI's taxonomy places the organism in Eukaryota, Metazoa, Arthropoda, Insecta, Coleoptera, Chrysomelidae.